Messenger RNA from Lentinula edodes (shiitake mushroom), 1781 nucleotides. RefSeq names its product WD40-repeat-containing domain protein. Gene Ontology annotation, molecular function: tRNA (guanine(46)-N7)-methyltransferase activity; protein binding. Gene Ontology annotation, biological process: RNA (guanine-N7)-methylation. NCBI's taxonomy places the organism in Eukaryota, Fungi, Basidiomycota, Agaricomycetes, Agaricales, Omphalotaceae. The record is from RefSeq and is a predicted model, not a curated record. Gene Ontology annotation, cellular component: tRNA methyltransferase complex; nucleus; cytosol. Bases 4 to 1707 code for a protein of 567 amino acids. The transcript has 8 exons.
GGCAUGUCUUCGCGUUUUUUUCCUUAUUCACACCUCGAAAUUCGUUCUGGUAUACCAGUUCUCGCUGUCUCUGGAUUUCAUAUCCAAGUCAUAGACACUUCAACCGGAGCUGUUCUCUUCUCGACGCUCAAUUCGCCUGCCAAUGUACAGGAAUCUUUGAAAAAAUCGGGACCGAUUCGAUGUGCAGUUUUGGAUAACUCGAGCACACAUCUAGCUACUUUGGCUGAUGAUAAAAAGCUCAAAGUCUGGAAGCUUGAUGGUCUUGAACUUUUACAUGAAAGGGACCUUCCGAAAAGGCCAACCAGCGCAGCGUUCACCGCUGAUGGUCAGACCAUCGUCGUGGCAGAUAAGUUUGGGGAUGUCUUCAACUACCCAUUACACCCCAUACCUCCCUCCGAAUCCCAAGCAUCUUCCUCUACGCUCUUACACGACGAAGGCAGCGCUAUUCCUGGCGGAGUAAAUUCUCUUGAUUUGACUGUGAAUGCCGCACAACCAACGGAUGAGCCAUUUUCAAAGAAACGGAAAGCAAAAAAGCAGAAGGUCCAUGAAAACCCACCAGUUCCUCGGAGUUCUCUUGCUUCUCAUGUGGCUAGUUCAGAUGGAACAUUGGUUUUGGGUCACACAUCUCUGCUAACCUGUUUCCUUUUGACACCAGACAACAAAUACAUUGUCACCGCGGAUCGUGAUGAGCACAUACGCGUUAGCUGGUACCCUCAAGGGUUUUGUAUAGAGUCGUUCUGCUUAGGGCAUACUCAAUUUGUGUCAGCCAUACAUUUCCCCUCUGAUCAACCCGAUAUCCUUAUUUCUGGUGGAGGUGAUGCCGAACUGAAACUUUGGGACUGGCUUUCUGGAAAGCAUAAAGCGGACAUUUCAAUCUUGGACUCAGUCAAGCCAUACAUCAAAGUAAAAAUGAGACCCUACAAAAGAACAACUUUCGCAAAGUCUGCGGAGAAACAAAAGGAUCAAAGCAGAGAAGGGACUGAAUCCCGGGAUUCUGUUCCACCCGAUGGCGAAGAACAGACUGUUGUCGCGGUUCAGAAAAUCAGUACACUUUCGAAUUAUAUCUUGUUCACUGUUACUGGAGGUACAGCACUAUUCGCGGUCUCCUAUCCAAUUGGGGACCCUUCUUCACCGUCUUUGGUGCACGCAGUAGACUUUGGCAAACCAGUGCUAGAUUUCACUGUUGGUUUCGACCAGCAGAUUUGGGUGAACUUGGACUUCAACUGGUCAGAAAAUCGGGAUCAUUCUCAGGAUGGAAGCCCGAUACGAGUAGUGAGACUUGCUGUCGAUGGACAGUUGUCGGAUGUUUCAUCGACGUUUUCCUCACCUGUUUUAGAUGCGCUCAAUGGAAAAUGUCUGGUCAAAGCAUCUUCCGAGGACCUUGAAACGCUCGAUUUCUACUCCUCCCUCAAAUCAUUACCCAAGAACACUGGCGAAUACGAUGAUGACGAGGAUGGCUCGGGCGAAACAGCGCCGCCCGCAACCGGUAUCCCUAAGAACAUCAAGACCAAUACCCGAAAACAAUCGCAGGGUUCAGGAGGUGGGAAGAAAGAGCAGGGCAAACUCAAGUCACAGAAAGCUGUCGCACAGAAAAAGCUCGAAAGUCAGAGUGUACUAGUAAACAGGGGUGGCAAGGAAAGCGAUGCGCCGAAACGUUUGAAAUCCGAAGAUCCUCAUUCGGACGGUACACGUAUGGUAGACAGUUGAGGAUUGUUCGAUAGAGAAUUUCUAAUGCGUCGCAUGCACUUACCUAUCAAGGUGCUUGCAGUAAACGUUCAGGA